AUGGUAGUGACAUGCCACUUUGUAGACUCGGAUUUUCAGCUACAUAAAUACAUAUUGAAUUUCGUUGAUGUACCUCCACCAUACACCGGAGUUCAUAUAUAUGAUUGUCUCUUCAAGUGUUUGAAAGAGUGGAAUAUUGAGAAAAAGGUAGCUUCUUUGACGGUUGAUAAUGUUAGAACUAACGAUGUGGUGGCUAAAAAGUUUAUGGAAAACUUGAAUAUCCAAAAUAAGCUUGCAAUUGAUGGACAAUUGUUUCAUGUGCGAUGUUGUGCGCAUAUUCUUAACUUAUUAGUGCAAGAUGAUUUAUUGGAAAUUAAAGACAUAAUUCAUAAUGUUCGUGAGAGUGUUAAACACGUGAGUGCCUCUCCGGGUCGAUUACAUCAGUUUUCUGAGCUUUCUAAGCAAUUACUUAUGCCAAAGAAGCAUCUAAUCUUAGAUGUCAGUACUCGGUGGAAUGCCACAUAUGCUAUGUUGUCUACAACACUGGAGUUUAAAAACGUUUUUGUGAAUUAUGCUGAUCGAGAACCUACAUACAAUACUUUGCCCAGUGAUGAUGAUUGGAAAAAAGUUGAAGAUGUUUGUUCAUUCUUGGCACUUUUUAAUGCGGCAACAGAACUCAUUUCAGGCUCCGAGUAUCCAACAUCCAAUUUAUUUCUUAGUGAGUUAUUUGGCAUAAAAGAAGCACCGGAUGUUGUAGCUUUAAAUGAUGAUGGGUGCAUGAAAGGUAUGGCUGAGGAGAUGAAAAAAAAAAUUGACAACGGUAUCAAGACUGGUAGUGCUAAGUUUGCUCAACAUAUUAGAACUGUUGAUUGUGCUGAAAGUGUGAAGUCAGCAUUGACCACUUAUUUGGAAGAAGGGGUGUACAUUAGUGAGCCAGGUGUGCAUUUUGAUGCUUUGGGGUGGUGGAAAGCGAACAAACUGAAGUAUAAAAUUUUGUCAAAGAUGGUUGCUGAUGUCUUAGCUAUUCCAGUCACCACUGUUGCUUCAGAAUCAGCCUUUAGUGCUGCUGGUGGGAGGGUUAUUGACUCAAAUCGUUCUUGUUUAGGAACUAAGACGGUAGAUAUGCUAAUAUGUGGAGCCGAUUGGUAUCGUCAUUACUAUGGGUUAGAAAAAAAGAAAGCCAAGGAAAAUGAUGAUGUCGUAUGUGUUGAGCUUACUUGA
This is a messenger RNA of Helianthus annuus (common sunflower), 1161 nucleotides long. Its product is annotated as zinc finger BED domain-containing protein RICESLEEPER 2-like. The record is from RefSeq and is a predicted model, not a curated record. Lineage: Eukaryota; Viridiplantae; Streptophyta; Magnoliopsida; Asterales; Asteraceae. Gene Ontology annotation, molecular function: protein dimerization activity. Bases 1 to 1161 code for a protein of 386 amino acids. The transcript has 3 exons.